CAAGCGGCACAGCAUGAUGAGUGCGCCUGCUGGGAAGAAGGAACAGCCGAAGCAGGAAAAGAAAUACUUGGCUCGAGCUGUUGCAGCGCCGAAGACGCCAACCGGCAGCGGUAAAUCUCCGCUCCCGUCUCCGCCCACCUGGGCACUCAGCCCUCAGUCGGCCGCCAAAGCGAUCGGUGCGGAUCGUCCCGACGCCGUCAAUAUAGAUUUCGACGACGGCGACGGCCUAUCGCAGCGCGGCGAGACCGCGUCGGAGGAGACGUCUGCCGCGCCGCCCGCGCAGGAGCCGCCGGCCGCGCUGCCUGUGGCUGCGGACCAGGCGCCGUCGACGGCGUCGGAGAAGCGCCCGCGCGCCGACGACGACGACGAGGAACGCAAGCGACCCAAACCUCCGCAGACGGAAGCGCCUCAGCCGCCGCCGCUCGGCGCUCCCUCCAAACCACUCGCCGUGGCGACGCAAGCGCCCGCCACUGCGCCCGUGCCGGCCGACUCGACGGCCGGCGGCGGGCAGACGAAGCGGUCGGCACCAGACCGCGAGAUUCCGAAGGGGUCCAUCACAUUUGAACCCAUCAAUCCCUAUCUCGAUGAAGACUUCUGGACGGCCUACGAACAGUACAAGGGCAGCAAGACCACUGAUGAGUUCCAGGCGAACGGCGGCAUGGCCGACGACCUCGUGCGCGACUUUCAAAAGGGUUUGAUUGGGGCUCCGCAGUACAUCAUGAGGUGGUUGGAAAAGCUGUCACAGCAGCCAAAGAAGCCCAGAACGGACUCGCAGUAGACGCGGGCCGUCGACGACGCGCUUCCGACGCCGCGGGCCGGGCUCCUGCGCGCCGGGCGACGCCUCGUUUGAAGGGCGCGUAGAGGGGACGCGCUGGUGCCACAGGCUCUACUGUAUGUGUGACACAAUAUUUAAGUUACUUCUUCUUUUACCUAGAGGACGGCGGCCGCGGGCCCGUCUCCCGGAGCCGCGGAACGUUAUCGGUGACGUCCGUGCGAUGAGUCUCGUUCCGAGCGAGUCGGAAUGGUUCGGUGUUGUUGUAGCGCUCGCCUUUCAAUUUCUCAUUGAACAUGUUCUCGCGGUUCGCUUUGAGGGCGGCGGCUUGCCCGAUCGUCCAGUCAGCGAGGGCCCCAUUUUUGGCGAGGUACUCCGAUCUCCAGUCCACGGCGAAUUGCGCGCGCGUCCGUAGCCAGGUCCCCAACGCGUCCGAACCUUUCGGUAAAGCUAAGAUUUCUUCGCGUUGCUGACGACACAACGCCUUCGCGAUGCGAGUCCACGCGCGGCGGUGCAUGAUCGAGGGGGUCGGCGGCGGCUCAGUUUCUUCAUCGGGCGCGAUAGCGGCGGCGCGAGCGAGGCGGAUCAUCUCGUUCCGCGUUUUCUCGUCGUCGUCGAGGUAGUCGCACAGUUUCAAAUGCGUGGCGACGUGCUCCCCCAAAUCCGCCUUUGUCGUAUCGUCGCCGAGUAAUCUUAAUACGUAGCCGAUCGUUGCGGGCAUGCCCGGGACCGCCAGGGACAGCGCCUUGGCCGUACCCGCCUGUAACUUACGAUCUACGUUCGGUGCAAGCUUCCUUAAAUCGGCAUCCGAAUUUUCACGAAUCAGCUCGGCGACGUCCCUGAGCUUCCGCUCCUCCAGCGUCAGCGGAUCGCCAAGGUGAGCCGAGCCUUGCUCGUCGGCUCCUACUGCUGGUAAAUUGUCCUGGGCCAACUUCUCGCAGCGCGGCGGGUUCUCCCGAGCUUUCCUUACUUCCCGACAAGUUCCUACCGCUGAAGAGCCAAGUUCGACGCGUUUGCAGGCGGGGCACUCGCAGCCGGGCGGCGGCUGCACCAUGCUCAAGCAGGCGUCGCACUCACCGCAGCGCUUCUGCUCCUCCUUUUGCUGGCCGGCGCCUUCUCGCGAUGUGGUGCGCCGCUCAAUCUCCAAGCCUUUUGCGCGUUUCCAUGCGCUUGUAAAGUCACUACUCCGGAAGUAUUUGGCGGCCUUACCUUGGAACUGGGAGAAGUCGACCUUGUAGUGGACGCACAACUUGAUCUCGGUUUCAUAUUUCCUUUUGAUGGAGGGGGGCAGCGGCACAUCAUCUAAAACGACGUUGCUCAGAUCCGGUUCCGAGGACGCCGCCGAGUCGUCGUCGCUCGAGGCCUCGUCGGACUCCUCCUGCUCGGCGCGGCGGUCCUUGUUCCACACUUUGAUGGCGUCGUGGCGGAACUUCAGGAGGCGACGCUUUACUGCGGCGCCCGCGGCGUUGCUGUCCAGAUACACGGCGAGCCAAUUUGAUUUUUUAUAAUCGCCGCCUUUAGGGAGCAGGGCGAACGUCGCCUUCUCCAGAUUCUGCUUCACCAUGGCUUUUAAGAUGUCCAAAAGGACCUGCUUGCCCGUGUUUGUGGCGGUGAACCCGAAGUGCUUCUUGAACGCACCAGAAUCGAUACAGGUUUCGUCCUCCGAUAGUGGCUCCUCCGGCGGCGUCUCCGCCUCCCUUUCCGCGUCGGCCACUGGCGCGUCGGCCAUUGCGAGUCCGGACACAGUGGCUUUUUUUAACUCUUGAGUGUACGCGCAGCAGCUCUUCAGCUUACGCGCAGCAGCAGUUUACGCGAGCAGCAGCGAGUGUACCAGCGAACGGUUAGCUCGCCCUGAUGCUUAGGCCGAGUCAGUCGAGGCG
This is a messenger RNA of Pelagomonas calceolata, 2652 nucleotides long. Lineage: Eukaryota; Pelagophyceae; Pelagomonadales; Pelagomonadaceae. The record is from the annotation of a GenBank genome assembly.